This is a messenger RNA of Caenorhabditis auriculariae, 2934 nucleotides long. The record is from the annotation of a GenBank genome assembly. NCBI's taxonomy places the organism in Eukaryota, Metazoa, Nematoda, Chromadorea, Rhabditida, Rhabditidae.
AUGUUCCGGGCUGCUGGUAGGCUUUCGUCGAUAGGAAAACAGAGUUUGGUAUGUUUUCUGCCUUCUAGAAUGAAAACUACCUUUUCAAAAAAUUUCAGGGCCUCUUUCGAUAUUUUUAUUCUCAUCAUCUUCUUUUUCAGAAAACUCAGUCUCGCAAUUUGAAUUUACAAGAGUUUCAAAGCAAAGAGUUGCUGUCGAAGCACGGAUGCAGUGUUCAGAAUUUCGUUGUCGCUUCGAAUCGGAAAGAGGCAGAACAAAAAUGGCAGUCUUUCGGUAUUUUUCACUGAUGAAAUAUCUUAAGCUUCGCGCGUUAUAGGAGAUCACGAAUAUGUGGUGAAAGCUCAAAUUCUUGCUGGUGGUCGAGGAAAAGGUCACUUCAAGGGCGGAAAAAAAGGCUUCGGAGGAGUUUACAUCACAAUGGAGUAUAUUCUAUUCUUGAAGAAGGAUGUAUUUCCGGAUUUCAGAAAGGACAAAGCACUUCAAGCGAUUGAUGAUAUGAUUGGAAAGCGUCUGGUCACUAAACAAACCACGGAAGAAGGAGUUCGUGUCGACAAAGUAGGUAUUUUUUCCUAAAGGAUUUGCUCAAAAAAGUACGAAUUUGAUCAAAAUAUUUUUUAAGGUGAUGAUUGCGGAAGGCGUGGCGAUCGCUCGGGAGACUUAUUUGGCCGUCUUGAUGGACCGCGAAUCGAAUGGCCCUGUCGUCGUGGCUUCUCCCGCGGGUGGCAUGGAAAUCGAGGCAGUCGCCGAGAAAACUCCCGACCUCAUUUUCAAGGUUCUCUUUACUGAAAGGCUCCAGCAUUAGCAUUCGGUCAUUUUCUCAUAAAUUUUUCAAAAAAAUCUGUGUAAUUUUUUUAUUUAUUUUACUUGUGUCUUUUUGUCCUCUUUUUUUAACUCAAAUGACUCACUUCAAAUCGACUUUUCCAUUCAUUUCACAAAACUUUUAUAAUUUUUCAAACAUAAAAAUCGGAGAAUUUCGUAAGGGAUAUCUACGCCACAGGCUGCUUGUAAACAAGCUGAUCGCAAAUAUUGCUUUCCUAACUUUUAUUUUUUCAAAAGGGCGCAAAAAAGGCGAUGAAGAGAGUUCCAAGUUUCUUUUGCUUUCAAAGCGGAGUUUAGGAAUUUUCUCAUUGAUCUCGGUGAAUUUAUAUCAGUUCAGAAACCUAUCUUAUUUCUGAAAUCAAGUUACCUAUUUUCGAGGGCUCGAAAAUGUACAUUCCUUUUUUUAAAUUAUUGAAAAAUUUCAAGGAGAAAUUUUUUUCCUUUUUUUCGCUAAAAAAAGGUCCUUUCGUAUUUAUUACUUCUCUUCUUUGCAGGAACCUAUUGAUAUCGAGAAAGGAAUGUCAGAAGAACAAGCAAAAAAGAUCGCCAGAAACUUGAACUUCAGAGAAACACUUGUUGACAAAGUUUCUAUAACGCAUCUCCAACUUUUCAAAUCGCUUUCCUUCAGGCUGCCGAAGAAAUUAAACGUCUCUACAAAUUGUUCAUUAAUGUCGAUGCCACGCAAGUGGAGAUCAAUCCGUUUGUUGAGACAAAAGACGGACGCGGUCAGUUUUUUUUUCCAUCCGGAAAUAACUUUGGUUCCAUUCUCCCACUUCUUUCUACAGAUUGAUUUUUACGGCUGAAAAUCAAAACAACUGAAAUAAACAGUUUAUAUCUCAUUUCUUAUUUUUUCUUCAUUUUUCAGUUUUUUGUGUCGACGCCAAGAUGAACUUUGAUGACAGCGCGGCAUUUCGACAAAAGGAAGUUUUCUCACUGGAAAAUUUUGAAGAGCAGGUAAUAUAGAAUCAAAUUUCGAACAAGUAAAGUUGAUAGAUCCCAGAAGAAGGUCAGUUCGAGUGUUUUCAGGAUGCCCGGGAAGUGGAAGCUCACAAGUUCCACCUGAACUACAUCGGAAUGGACGGCAACAUCGCCUGUCUGGGUGAAUAUUUCGGUGAAUGACUGGCUUAUGAGCAAGUUCAGUGAAUGGGGCCGGCCUGGCGAUGGCCACCAUGGAUCUGAUCAAGUUGCAUGGCGGCGAACCCGCCAAUUUCCUCGACGUCGGCGGCGCCGUCACUGAGGACGCAGUCUUCAACGCCGUCCGAAUCAUCACCUCCGACCCCAAGGUUCAUUCUUUUCUCGGGGCACAUGGGAGCUCUUGAGAAACAGCCAUUUAUGGAAGUUUUAAGAUUUUUUUUUUAAUACACUUUUUUCCUAUUUCGCUGUCAAAGUCGUUUCUUAUCAAUUAUUUAGGACUGAGCUUCGAAUUAAAACACAAAUGAAAAAAGUUAGAGAAUUUUUCGUUAGGAAAUGAACUUUCAGAAAAAAAUUUUGCAGAUUUUGCAGAGAAAUUUUUACGGAAACUAGAUAUUAAUUAUCUCAAUUCGUCGCGAUAUGUUUUUAUAAGAACCUCUGCUUUGUAAUUUUGGCAAAGCCUCAAUUUUUUUCUCAGUCUGCUUUCAUUCCAAUUUCCACGAAUUGAAAUUUUUUUCCAAAAAGAUUAAUUUAAGAUUUCUUAAUUUCUCACGAAGUGAAAAGUUUAGAACAGUUCGCCCGUUAGAGCAAGUCGCUUUCAAAAAAGUAUUUCGAAUUUUUCAGAAGUGUUCUGUUCUGUGAGGUUUUGUAUAAAUAGAUGAUGGGCGGAGGAAUUUCCGAAUGCUCAAUGAGUGAUUGGGUUCAAGGUGAAAUGCGUGCUCGUCAACAUCUUCGGCGGCAUCGUCAACUGUGCGACGAUCGCCAACGGAGUCGUCGGCGCCAUCAAAAAGAUCGGUCUCAACGUUCCGCUCGUCGUUCGUCUUGAAGGUUUCGGGCUCUCUUCCCGAGACAAAUCCGUGCUCAUAUUCUUCAGGAACCAACGUCGACGAAGCCAAGAGAAUAAUGAAGGAUUCGGGGCUCCCGAUUCUCACGGCCAGUUGUUUGGACGAAGCGGCGACCAAGGCCGUCGAAUCUUUGGCCUGA